This is a messenger RNA of Clonostachys byssicola, 1578 nucleotides long. The record is from the annotation of a GenBank genome assembly. NCBI's taxonomy places the organism in Eukaryota, Fungi, Ascomycota, Sordariomycetes, Hypocreales, Bionectriaceae.
AUGGCCACGGCUAAGGACCCUACUCAGGAUGCAAAGCUCAGCCUUGAUAAUCAAGCCAAGGAUACGGAAGUCGCCUCCCAUCAUGAGUUCCGCGAUCCGUAUGGCCUGAGCGCCGAAGAACAGGCGUUCUUAGACAAUCUACCCGAUAAAGUCAAGAAGCGCGCCCUCAGCAAGCUCGACUGGCGGCUAAUCCCUCUACUUGCCUUUUUGUAUCUCAUGUCCUACAUUGACCGCACGAAUAUUGGAAAUGUCAAGAUCGAAGGCAUAAUGGACGAUAUCGACCUGCGUGGGGAUAGAUACAACGUUGCCACAUGCAUUUUCUUUGCGCCAUAUUGCUUCUUCGAAAUCCCAAGUAAUUGGAUCCUCAGCCGCACAAAACGCCCAUCUUGGUACUUGGGCUCCCUCGUCAUCGCAUGGGGCAUUGUCAUGACUUGCGCCGGCUUUAUCAACUCCUACGGGGGUUUGCUCGCAGUUAGAUUCAUGCUUGGCCUGACAGAAGCUGGAUUCUACCCAGGUGCUCUUUACCUUAUUGGUAGAUGGUACACGCACAAAGAGGUUCAGAUGCGCAUCGCCAUUUUUUACAGCGCCAGCGCUGCCGCAGGUGCCUUCUCUGGCCUAUUGGCCUUCGGCAUCGCCAAGUUAGAUGGCACCGCAGGGUACAGAGGAUGGCGAUGGAUCUUCAUCAUCGAAGGCAUCAUCUCCGUACUCGGCGGAAUCGUCUGUUUCUUUGGCCUGCCAGACUCUGCGGAACGAUCGUCUAAAUGGCUCAGCCCUGAUGAAGUCAAGUUUCUCCAGCUGCGCAAACGCCAAUCAGCCCGAGCAGCCUCGAGAAGCCACCUAGAAAACUCCCAUGAAGGAGAGAACAAAGGCUUUCCGUGGAAGACUCUGAAGAACGUGCUUCUUGACUGGCAGGUAUAUCUGCUGAUCGUGAUUUACUGGUCCAACGCGAUGCCAAACUAUGGACUCAAGUUCACAAUGCCGUCAGUGAUCAAAGGAAUGGGCUUUACUUCGUCCACUGCACAGCUACUCACAAUCCCCCCUUAUGCAAUGGGUACGGUCUCGGCGCUGGUGUCGUCAUGGAUCGCGGACCGUUAUACAUGGAGAUUCCCUUUCAUUGUCUUUGGCCAAACGCUCAUCAUCAUCAGCUAUGCUAUUUUGUUUGCCUAUGGACCGACGGUUGAUAGCCGGGUGCCAGAGUGUUAUUUCGCUCUCAUUCUGGCAUGUAUCGGCUUCUUGCCAAUCCUCCCAAGUACCAACGCUUGGGCUAUCAGCAACCUCGAAGGCCCUACGAAACGUGCCAUUGGACUUGCCUGGAUGAUUACUCUUGGAAACUUGGGUGGGGUUCCGGGAUCGUUCUUCUUCAAGACCGAGGAAGCUCCUCGAUAUCCUACGGCCUAUGCAAGCUCUUUCUCGGUUGCUGGCGCAGGUAUUGUUGCCGCGGUAUGCCUUGAGCUUGCUUAUUCCAAAGUCAAUGCGAGGCGAGCGAAGAAGAGCGAGGAAGAAAUCAGGGCGAGUUAUACUGAGGAGCAGUUGGAAAAGAUGGGUGACCGCUCUCCACUCUUCAGAUAUACCCUGUGA